This is a messenger RNA of Hydra vulgaris (swiftwater hydra), 5999 nucleotides long. RefSeq names its product cell adhesion molecule DSCAML1. Gene Ontology annotation, biological process: cell-cell adhesion. Gene Ontology annotation, molecular function: protein binding. Lineage: Eukaryota; Metazoa; Cnidaria; Hydrozoa; Anthoathecata; Hydridae. The record is from RefSeq and is a predicted model, not a curated record.
AAAGUUUCUCUUUUGAUAAAAGCGUUUAGAUAAAAAAUAUUAUAAAUUAUUCAAACCGCAAGUUAUUUUAUUCAAAAGGUAGUUUUCGAAUGUCUAUAGUGUAUGCGUUGCGUACGCAAUGUGUUGGAAUGCAAAUUCUCUUACGCCGGCCAAUAGAUUGAUAGACAAAAACGUCAGUAAAAAAUGAACAUUUUAAAUUGUUGUUAGAAGAAAUGAUAAGCAUAUUUUGUUUGCUUGUGUGUGCAAUAAAAGUCGUAAUGGUAAACAGUGUUGUUGAACAUCAGAUUUCAUUUGUUUCAUUGAAGGCAGAGCCAAAAAGUAUACUAUUUCUUAACACAUUGACUGCAUCAUUGUAUUGUGAUGCAAUUGGUUACCCUACACCAGAAAUUGAAUGGCUCACUGAGUCUGGUUCACUAGUUCGGCCAAUUAAAGGACUUAUCUCAAUUUUAAAUAAUGAGUUACAGUUUCACGCUUUUAAAGAAGAAAAUUUCAAUCCUACUGUACACAAUGCAAAAUAUCGAUGUAAAGUAUCAAACAAAGUCGGAGCUCUCAUAAGCGAUUUAGCAGAAGUUAAAGUUGUUAUCGACAAACCAUACUCUCCAGUUAUUCAUCAUCAAAUAGGCUUGAUUGGUUCGAUUGUUAUCUUCAAGUGUCAAGUGCCAGACUCUGUAUCAUUGUUUGUAAAAGUUUCUGAAUGGCUAAUUAAGCACCCAAGAAAAGAUAAAGUUGAUAAAAUCUCACGUGGACGGGCACAAAACCAAUUUCAUGUUCUAAAUACCGGAGAUUUAAUUGUUUCUGGUAUUGUGAAAGAGUAUGAAGAUUUAGAGUUCUCUUGUGUUACACAGAAUGUUUUCAACAAUGCAACAAUGACUAAUGUUCCAGGAAGACUUUACGUGGACUCUGACGACAAAUUUCUUGAACCGAGCAACUUUGUAAGACCAGUUAGUCAAUUAGUAGAAUAUGGUCAAUCUUUUAUAUUGAAUUGCCAGGCAGAUGGGUUAUUUGAAUAUAUAUGGUAUAAAGAUGGUAAUUACUUGGAUACAAUCAAUCACAUUUUAAUUGGAGGCUCUAUUUUUAUUAAAAGUGCUAGAUAUUCAGAUGCUGGUGUGUAUAAAUGCUUGAUUAAAAAAGAAAAAUAUUUAGUUGAAUUUUCAGCAGAGAUUGCAAUCAGAGUCCCUCUUAAAAUAACAAAAGCUCCAGCAAAUGUACUGAUCAAAUCGGGUGAAGUUGGGACUUUUAGUUGUUCUGUUGAUGGAUCAGCACCUAUUCAAUGGUUAUGGCUUAAAGAUGGUCAUAUUCUUCAGUCAAGUAGUCUUGUGUCUAUUAAAGAUGAUACUUUAACAAUAUUUGAUGCAAAUAUUGAUGAUGAAGGUGUCUAUCAAUGCAUGGCAUCAAAUAAAUAUGAAACAGUACAAUCUGCAGCACGUCUUGUUAUUGAUGGUUCUCUACCAAAAAUUGAAUCAAUAUCUGGUGAUGGAGUGUUUGAGCAGGGGUCUUUACUAGAAUUACAUUGUUCAGUCAGUGGACAACCUCUUCCAACUAUCAGUUGGUUUCUUGACAAUGAAAAACUUGAUGAGAAAUUAGCAAAUAUUACUACACGAGUUGAUAAAGCAAGUAAAGUUGUUUCAUUUCUUACUGUUUAUAAUUCAAAGUCAAAAGAUUCUGGUCUGUGGUCAUGUAUAGCUGAAAAUAAAGUAGGAUAUGUUAAAGCAUUUUCAACAAUUUCAGUAAAAGGUUUUCCAACUAUUAUUAAUUUCAAAACUCAUGUUUAUGGCGUAUCAAAACGGCCCAUAUUUAUUGACUGUCGCGGUAAAGGUUAUCCAGCUAUUUUCUAUAAAUGGUACAGAGAAGGAGUUCAAAUAGUAGAUAGUAGUAAUGUUAAAAUAUUUCUCAAUGGAACUCUUUUCAUUAAAAGGUUUUCUGAAAACAAUGUUGGUUUAUAUUGGUGUGAAGUAACAAAUAUAUAUGGCAGUUAUAAAGCAACUCUCAAUGUUAUCUUUUUAGAUCCCCCUCAAGCUCUCCCUUUUACUCUUCAUUCAGUUUUAAUUGGUGACAGAUCUGAGUUCUUUUGCUCAUUGACUAGAGGCUCUGCUGUUGGUUUAAAUUAUUCUUGGUAUAAAGAUGGUGUAAAAAUAAGUGAAGGUAAUCAAAGAACCUGGCUGAUACAAAAGGUGAAAGAAAGUGACAGAGGAAGGUACACAUGUGUUGUAGAAAAUAAUGAUGGAAAAGAUUCUUACUCCAAUGACUUUACUGUUUUUGAAGAGCCAUCCUUCACAAAAUCACCAAAUGAUGUAUCUAUCCUUGAAGGAAAACCUGUGACACAACCAUGCUUAGUAAAAGGUUUUCCACAACCACAAGUUACAUGGUUUCGAAAACUAAAUGGCAAACUUUUAAGACUUAAUCUGAACAAUCGAGUCAGGCAGUUACAAAAUGGUUCACUGUACAUUAGAGAAACUUACGCUUUAGAUAAUGGGACAUAUGUCUGCCAAGCCUCUUUUUUUGAUCAUAAUAUUGUUCCAGAUCCAUUAAUGAAAGAAAUUCUACUAGAAGUUAGAGUACCCCCAAGAAUUGUGGCUACUUCUCCACUAGAAAUCAGAGAAGGUAAAAUGCAAUCAGUUAAAAUUUAUUGUUCUUCUAUUGGUAGCCUUGGGCUGUCUGUUAAGUGGUUUAAAAAUAAUGCCAUAAUUCCAAAUGAAAAUUCUAAACAUGUGAUCUCCACCACAUUAAGUUAUGAGAGUACACCACCCUCUCUAAAUUCAACUUUACUCAUUACUGUUUUAUCACAAGAUGAUAAUGGUAAAUAUGAAUGCAACUUUAUAAAUCCAUUUGGUAGUGUCAAGAAAGAGUUUUUAUUGUUUGUGGAAGAAGAACCUCAUAGCCCUGAAAAUCUCAUACAAAUUUCUUCAACAUCUCGUUCCAUUCAUUUGUCAUGGAGACCAGGUUUUAAUGGCAACUCACCAAUUAUUUCAUUUCGUUUGGAAAUGAAAUUAUGGGCUGCUAACUGGAAUUUAGGAAAGUUUUUUAUUACAAAAGAGACUCAAUAUUUAGUUGAAGGUUUAAGUCCAGGUUUGAAAUACAGUUUUCGUGUAAGCUCUUCAAAUAGACAUGGAAUCAGCGAAAAAAGUGAAGAAGUAUCAUUUACGACAAAAGAAGAAGCUCCUUCAGCGCCACCAAAUAAUGUUACCAUUUUUAAUAAAACAGAAGACAAGUUACUUGUGACCUGGCUUGAGCCAGAAAAGGAAUAUCAAAAUGGCAUCAUUUCGGGUUAUCGUAUUGGUUAUGUACCUUCUGUUCAUCGAUCGGUACCAAAACAAUUUAUAGAUGUUGGUGCAGUUAACUCUGCUCUUCUUCAAGGAUUACUUCAGUUUACAUUAUACCAAGUUAGUGUUCAAGCUAUAACUAGUGGUGGAGUAGGACCUUCCUCUGCUGAUGUUUUUGCUUCUACUUUAGAAGGAGUUCCAUCUCUUGCUCCUCCAUCUGUAAAAGCACAAGCAGUUGGUUCUCAGACUUUAUUAGUUAGUUGGAAAACGGUUCCUGAAGAUGCUGUGAAUGGAAUUUUAUGUGGUUAUAAGGUGAUUUAUAUUGAUGUUGAGCGUUCAGAGAAACGAGAAAAGUCUGUUCUAAAUUCUCAGCAGAUUGUGUUAAAUGGUUUACGGAAAUUCACUGACUAUCAAAUUAAUGUACUUGCAUACACAAAUGCUGGAGAUGGUGUUCCAAGUCAAUCUAUUUUUCAAAAAACAAAUGAAGAUAUUCCAGAAGCACCAUCACUUUUUUCUGCGACCCCUGCUUCUCCAACUGAGAUUGGAGUUACAUGGAGUGAGCCAAUAAACCGCAAUGGUAUCAUUACAGACUAUGUCCUUUAUUAUCAAGAAGUUGGUCAAUAUUUAACUCAUCGAAUAGAACUGAAAAGUACUCAGCAAUCUUAUAAGCUGCAAGAUUUAAAGUUUGGACAAAAGUAUAUUAUUUGGAUGUCUGCAAAAACAUCAAAAGGGGAAGGGCAAACCACUAAGAGAAUAACAACCACACCAAAAGAUCAAGUUCCUUCCAAAAUAAUUACUCCUUCUCGUUUGACAUCAACAGCGAAAAUGGGUUCUGAUGUAACUCUUCCAUGUGCAGCUGUUGGACAUCCAAAACCAAUUAUAACUUGGUACAAAUCCAGUCAAUCAUAUUCAUCAAGAAAACAAAAGCGUUUUAUGGUAGCUGAUGUACCUUACACUCUUCAUAAUGUUCAGGAGGAGGAUGAAGGCUCUUAUAAUUGCACUGCUGAAAAUAAAUAUGGAAUUGAUUGGAACAUUGUGACACUUAUAGUACAAACUCAUCCUAAACCACCUCAUGAUAUAAAUGCAUAUUUGGUUCUUUAUAAUGCAUUAAAUUUUACAUGGGUUUUGAGUUUUGAUGGUAACAGUGCAAUUACUGGUCAGCAUGUGAGAUAUGUUGAAUCGAGUAAAGCAAGUUCAUGGACUAAAGUUAAAUUGAAUAGCAUGCAAACUUGGUUUGUUGUUUAUAAUAUUACUUCAUCGACUAUUUAUUUUGAAGUAGCAUCUGAAAAUGAAGUUGGUAUUGGUCAAUACAGUGAAACAAUAAAAAUUGUUAUAUCUGAAAAUGGUGUUAUAAAAAGUUUUGAGCGGAUUGUGUUUGUUGCUGAAGCUAUGCAGUUGAAAAAAGUAUCAAUCAAGAAAUAUGUGCAACCUACCCUUAUAGUUUUACUUAUUGUUACAUGCAUCUUAAUUAUUCUAUUAUUAAUUGCAUCAUGGGAUAAAGAUCAAAAAAGAUUAAGAAAGCCUGCUGCAUAUCGUUUACUUUGCAGUUUUAAACGUGAUCGCAACUUUAAUAGUGAUCCUUACGGGGAACCAGCAUUACCUUGGCCAUGGAAUAUUAGAAAAGUUCAAACCACGGAGUAUGAUUUCAUUGAUACGUUUGGAAUGCCUGAUGAAUACCUGCCAAAUUUUUUGGCAUCUGGUACUGACUUAAUCAUAAAAGAGCCAAUAAAAAAGUCAAGCAAGAUGUCUAAGUUAUCUAAAGUAUCGUCGUGCAACAGUUUUGUUUUUGAGCCAGCUGUGCAUUAUAGUGUAAAUUAUAUCGAUGAAGAUAAAAAAUAUUCCGCAGACGGAUCUUUUAAACGGUAUAAUGAUAAUACUCAUAGGUUAACUGAAAAAGAAGAUAAUCCUGACGAUGAAUUUUCCGCAAUGGAAAAGUUAAUGCAAAGUCCUCCGUUCGAGCCUCCUUCCAACAAAUAUUCUUCAAGCAGAACAAACUUUUCUCCUGACGUUUCUUUGAUAACGCUGAAUUCGCCAUUUUAUUUUCAAAAUCGAGGAGAUGCUGAUGGCAAAUCGUGCAAAGAUUCUACGUUGCUUAAAGAAUCUACCAUUAAAAACUACACUACUUUAAGUGGAAGUUCUCAAAUAUCUUUGAACUCUGUGUUUAAAUCAAACUCAAGUAAGCCAAAAAGCUCAGAUACUUUGAAAACGCUUGAAAGUAUUGAAGAGAAAAAAGUGUUAUGUAAACUUAAUAACCGUGCCGAAAUUUUGACAUCGCCUAAAGUUGCACUUGCCAUAAAAGAAUAUCUUGAAUACACAGACUAUUCCUAUGAAUCUAUUUCUUCUUCGUGCAGCUCUAGUGUUAGCGAAUUAAAACGGGCAUAUGAUUUCGGUAAGAAAUAUGGUGUGCAAGAUUCUUCGGAAACCGUUUUAAAUACAAAGCAAGAUACCUAUGAUAAUAAAGAGAAGAAUUUUCAUGAAUUAUUUGAAACUUUGUUGUUUAGUGGCACACCUCGCGAUUUAAAUGACACAAGAGUUAAAAUUCCGAUUCCUAUAAGAAUAGACUAUAUGUACGAUGUCAAUAAAAUUGAUUUAGGCGGAACUUUGCGUGAACAAUCAUUAGUUUGAUGUUUAUGUUUGGAUGUUUAAAAGAAAAUAUUUUUGAAGUUGUAAAUAUAUAUAUUUAAUUGUAUUUAUUGUAAAAGUAUGCAUGUGAAUUUAAAAAUGAAAAUUAUUUAUUUA